Molecule: messenger RNA, 892 nt
Organism: Bombus pyrosoma
Lineage: Eukaryota; Metazoa; Arthropoda; Insecta; Hymenoptera; Apidae
Product: serine/threonine/tyrosine-interacting protein-like
Exons: 5
Coding region: 131-814 (227 amino acids)
Biological process (GO): negative regulation of protein binding; regulation of ERK1 and ERK2 cascade; negative regulation of SCF-dependent proteasomal ubiquitin-dependent catabolic process
Cellular component (GO): cytoplasm; nucleoplasm
Molecular function (GO): F-box domain binding; protein tyrosine/serine/threonine phosphatase activity
Source: RefSeq, a predicted model, not a curated record
GCUCACUAUAUUACAAAUGGCCGCCGCUUCAGGAAACAAUAUCGAGAUCACGGGAAGAAGCAUAUCAUAUUUCUUAUUUUCUAAUCUACAGUCGAAAUUUUUACACGUUUAAGUGCGCAAAAUUAGUGCUAUGCUGUCUCUAGACAAUAAUGAAUCUCGCCAGGAUAAGGAAGCUACUAAAGACGGAUUUAAAGAAUUUUCAAGGAUACCUUCUUACGCUAAAACAGAAAAAUCAAAUGAAUGGACGUAUACAAUGAGAAGGGAUAUGCAGGAAGUGAUACCUGGGUUAUUUCUUGGCCCAUAUAGUGCAGCUAUCAAAUCACAACUACCAUCUUUAUUACAAUCUGGCAUAACACAUAUAAUAUGUGUUAGGCAAGACAUAGAAGCAAAUUUUAUAAAGCCCAAUUUUCCAGAUAAAUUUAAGUAUCUUGUUUUGAAUAUUGCUGAUACAGCAACAGAAAAUAUUAUUCAACAUUUUCACAAGGUAAGAACAUUUAUUGAUGAAGCUUUAAACUCUGGAGGUCGAGUCUUAGUACAUGGUAAUGCUGGAAUAUCAAGAUCUGCAGCAUUAGUUUUAGCAUAUCUUAUGGAAAAAUAUGGACUCUCCCAAACACGUGCAUAUGCAAUUGUACAACAAAGAAGGUUUUGUAUAAAUCCUAAUGAAGGUUUCAUGGCACAACUGAGAGAAUAUGAACCAAUAUAUCAAGCACAGCAAACAUCAAGACAUAGUUUAUUGACACAAAGAAUCAAAAGAACUAUCCACCAAAUGGAUACUGAAAAAACAGAGGAUAAAUGUGAUAGAAUGGACAGUUGAUGUUUCUUUAGUAAAUGCUAAAGUUACCAAAAGACAUGCUCUAAAUUAAAUGAAAAAAAUAAACUUCAUAAAAAGUAA